This is a messenger RNA of Pimephales promelas (fathead minnow), 1243 nucleotides long. RefSeq names its product small integral membrane protein 12 (gene smim12). The record is from RefSeq and is a predicted model, not a curated record. NCBI's taxonomy places the organism in Eukaryota, Metazoa, Chordata, Actinopteri, Cypriniformes, Leuciscidae.
AUUUAUAACGUCAUUCUGACGUAAUCAUAUAGCCAAUCAGAUUGUUGCUUAUAGUGACGCAAAGAGGCAGGAAGUGGAAUCGCCUGGUGAUUAGAGGCGUAUUUCUGAGUCUGCAACCAUGUGGCCAUUGAUCUGGACUGCCAUGCGCACUUAUGCACCCUAUGUGACCUUCCCAGUGGCCUUUGUGGUGGGAGCUGUUGGAUACCAGCUUGAGUGGUUCAUCAGGGGCACCCCAAAUGCCCCAGGAGAAGAGAGGGGCAUUGCAGAGCUACGGGAGGAUAGAAAAUUAGAGGAACUGACUGGUAAGGACAGUACACAGGUCCUCAGCCUGAAGAACAAACUGGAAUUCACACCUAGGGCAGCGCUGGAAAGAAACCGACCGGAGAAGAACUAAGUUUUAUUAAAUGUCAUGAAGUCCUCCAAGAUUACUAUAUAAUGAUGUGCAACUUCUCAAACUUUUGGCUCAUUUGUCAACCUCUACGGCCCCAGGGACGGGAACUUCAUCUGGAAACUUUUGUGUGUGAUAUCAAGUCCACUUCUGCUACUUCAUUCUGCCAUCCUAAUUAAAUGGAGUCUUACUGUAAUAUUUACCAUACCAGCUGGUGGAGCUUGACUGCUGAGAGAAUAUUUUACAACUUUCAUUCUUUUGAGACUUUUUAAUAUUCAUCUUCUGCCCUUAGGCGUCCAGACACAUGACUAUAUUAGUCCUAACUUGGAAAGCUUUAAUAAUUUUUUCCAUUUGUGCUGCCUGUCAUAUGCUCAUGAGACUGAAUCUCAAAGAAAGCCCACCUUUGUUAAGUUUGUGUCUGUGUGAAUAAAAGUGCUUCUAUGCAAGGCAACACUUGAGUUAGGCUUGAGAUGUUUAAACUUUGCCUGGCUGAAGUGAUUCAGAUUCAGAAUGCUCAGUAAUUCAUAUAAGCUCUGUUUUCAUGGUCAAUUAGUAAUAAUGGACAGAGUGAGGAGUGAAUGCGAAGUUUUGCCCCAGUGUUAAUCUUUCCGGUUAAUGUAAGAACUCACUUUGGAUAUGUGGAACAAAACAACGAUCUCAUAUUUAAAACCAAUUAUCUGUAAGUUUUGAGUCCAUUUACCUGUACAGUACCGAGAACUCAUUCUAUUGCGGGAAUCAUUACGCAUGCAGUGCUUUCAUAAGCAUCAUUAUGGCAAAAAUGUCAGUGAUAAUUGCACAGCUAACGUGGUGAAGUGUGUGGGAGGCUAUUCAUAAUAAAUGUAAAGUUACCCUGUA